AUGCAGGAUCAUGUGGAACAGGACGUAUCGAUAAUCUUGACUAUCUUUUUCAUGAAAUUUGCCGGCUUUUGGUUAGCCGCCAAUCCUUCGGAACAAUUUCGAAGACGAAUUGCAUUGUAUUAUACCGCUGGUGCUGUCUCUUUUGCUGUUUACGUCGAAGUAACCGAUUUUUAUUAUUCCCGAGACGAUUUCACUGAGACAAUUUAUAUCUUGUGCAAUACUAUGACCCUCGUUAUGGUUUUAUGUAAAAUGUUAAUAUUAUCCCUCCAUCGUAGAAAAUUUUUAUAUCUAAUCAAAUACAUGCAAGAUCAUUUCUGGAAUUUUCAUUACGAAUCUUAUGAAAAUACGAUCAUUAAAGAUUGUAGGAAACAGUGUACGUACUUUGUUUGCUCGUUCACUUUCUUUGCGCAGGGUACCGUUUUUACUUACGUGGUAACACCGAUUGUUGAAAACAUUGGUAAAAACGAAUCGGACAGGAUACUUCCAUUUACAAUGUGGGUUGAUCUACCUUUUUCUAUGACACCGUAUUUUGAAGCAACAUUCGUAAUACAGGUAUUAUCCCUCUACACUGUAGGUAUUUGUUAUUUCUGCUUUGACAAUUUAUUAUGCAUCAUGAAUCUUCACGCAGCAGCCCAAUUUCGUAUUUUGCAACAUCGUCUUGUUAAAAUUGAUCAUGAAAAAAAAUUGGAAAACAACGAUACUCCUGAUUUUUAUUCGUUUAAUCGAUUACAAUUUGUUUAUAAUGAACUUAAGAAAUGUAUCGUACAGCAUCAAAUGCUUAUCAAUUAUUGCGAGGAUUUAAAUCACGUAUUUACUUUUAUUAUACUUGGUCAAGUAUUACUAUUCAGUAUAUUGAUAUGUCUUGUGGGCUAUGAAAUACUUAUAGUGAGUACAAAUAUUAUACAAAAUAAUAAGACUUUUAAUUCCGCAGAUGCAGCUCCUACUCGACGCGCCAGUUUCAUAUUUUACAUGACAGGUACCCUGAUACAAUUGAUGAUGUUCACAUUUAGUUGUAAUAUAUUGACAGAAGAAAGUAGAGACGUUGCUGAGGCAGCAUAUUCCUCAUCGUGGAUGUCAAUGCCCUUAAAUAAAAUUGGUAAAGUCUUGAGGAAAGAUAUUUUACUAAUUAUCAUGAGAGCUCGAACACCUUGCAGCCUAUCUGCCGGUGGAUUCUUCAAUGUAUCUUUGGAAACUUAUACAGCAGUAAUGAGUACCGCAAUGUCGUACUUUACUUUACUCAGACAACGCAGCUUGGAAGUAGUUGGUGUUUGAUUGAUAUAUAUUG
Polistes canadensis is the source of this 1285-nucleotide messenger RNA. Its product is annotated as odorant receptor 49b-like. The record is from RefSeq and is a predicted model, not a curated record. Gene Ontology annotation, biological process: sensory perception of smell; detection of chemical stimulus involved in sensory perception of smell. The transcript is spliced from 6 exons. NCBI's taxonomy places the organism in Eukaryota, Metazoa, Arthropoda, Insecta, Hymenoptera, Vespidae. Gene Ontology annotation, molecular function: olfactory receptor activity; odorant binding. Bases 1 to 1272 code for a protein of 423 amino acids. Gene Ontology annotation, cellular component: plasma membrane.